AUGAUCGAUAAAAUUUAUCAAUCUCAAUGGGGAUCAAGUUUUUAUAUCCACCGUAGUAUAAAAUGCAUUACUAUACUAUACAACAUCGGAGGUUAUAAUUAUAACUAUAUUAUCUAUAAUUUUCGAGGUUGGAAUAGGGACUGCAAAUGGUGUAACUCAUUAGAUGUACUUGAAGAAUUAAUAUCACCUACUGUUUCUUUAGGAUAG
This is a messenger RNA of Rhizophagus irregularis DAOM 181602=DAOM 197198, 207 nucleotides long. NCBI's taxonomy places the organism in Eukaryota, Fungi, Glomeromycota, Glomeromycetes, Glomerales, Glomeraceae. The record is from RefSeq and is a predicted model, not a curated record.